Molecule: messenger RNA, 1283 nt
Organism: Mytilus trossulus (common blue mussel)
Lineage: Eukaryota; Metazoa; Mollusca; Bivalvia; Mytilida; Mytilidae
Exons: 2
Coding region: 24-1172 (382 amino acids)
Source: RefSeq, a predicted model, not a curated record
UAGUACCAAUAGGACCCAGGAUUAUGCCAAAUUGUGAUUUGUUAUGGAGAAUAUCUUUCUCAGUGGCAGAAAAACAACUUGUACAUUCGUUUAAUUUCACCCAAUUCUUGUGUUACGGUCUUCUUAAAUUAACAUUAAAGCGUAUCGUAAACACAAACGACGAUGUCAAAGAUUUAAUGUGUUCUUACUUUUUGAAGACGGCUUUAUUCUGGGUCUCAGAGGAAGUAGAUAUUGACACAUUUAAAUUACCUAACUUGUGUAUUUGUUUUUCUCUUUGCCUAAAUAAGCUGAUAUCAUGGGUAAACACCUGUUACUGUCCAAACUAUUUCAUACCUGAACACAACAUGUUCUUAGGAAAGAUCAAUCAAUAUAACAAUUACUCACUACUCAGUGUACUGAAUAGUAUAAAGUAUAGUGGAAUUAGUGGAUUGAUGCAGAAUUUAUUUCAUUCUUAUCCUUGUAAAAAAAAGUGUUAUCCACCAUAUAGUGAAACCAGCGUACAAUCAAUAAUAAUUCAACUUGCUGUACAACUGUUACCACCACCGAAUACAAAUUAUAACAUAAGCACAAGUUAUCAUAGACAUUUACAAAACGGUAUACAGAAGGAUGCUGUGUCAGGUUGGUUGUUAUACGCGUCGUUUUAUUAUGUAACAGGACAGUUCAAUGUAACACUCAAACUUACAGAGUAUGUCCUAUCAAAAUUUUUUCCUGAGAUGGUGCAAUUAGGUGGGAUUUACUACAGUGAUGCAGAUAUAGAUAAUUACAGACAUAAUGUACAUUAUUCUAUGUCAUUGAAUGCAAGGAUGAAAACAAUUGUUGUAGAUAAGGUGUUGUACAUACCGCACUCAUCAUUAAUACCAAAAGAACUAGCGAUGGAGGUAAAAGACAGUGUGUUCUUGAUACCACCGUUUAUAAUGUCUAACUGUCUCAGAUUUUUAUGCUAUCAUCAUAUUGGUGAUACUUUCAACAGACAACUGGCACUACGUCAUUUACAUUUCGAUGAUCAUAUGUCAACUAUUGUAUUAUCUAAUACAUUUACACUACUUGGAGUAUGUUUUGAGAUUUCCGGUGAUAAGGACGCCGCUUUUCAUUAUUAUGAUGUUGCUUUGCAAUGCGAUAGUUACAUAUGCAGUUCAGCAGAAAAAAGGAAGUCAAGACUUUUAAACAUCUAGAUCAAAGUUGUAUCGCUGCAUGAUAAUGUCGUUCUAUCGACAACUCUUAUCUAUAAGGCCAAACUAAAUAUACAUGUGUUAUCGAGUUACACAAUGUAAUGGAUGUUAGUU